UAACGCGCAAGGCCUUCUGGGUACUGUAAUGGCGGCUCUCGCUGGCGGAGAAACAAACGUCGUUUAACGUUUUCAAACCCGCGUCGGAACCAGAUUCUCCUCCAGUUCUCUGUGUCUCGAGGAGGCCCGUCGUCAACAUGGCGUCCACCGCGGCGGGGAAACAGCGGAUACCGAAGGUGGCGAAGGUGAAGAAUAAAGCUCCUGCCGAGGUUCAGAUCACAGCUGAGCAGCUGCUGAGAGAAGCCAAAGAGAGGGAGCUUGAACUUCUGCCACCGCCACCAAAACAGAAGAUCACUGAUGAGGAGGAGCUGAAUGAUUACAAACUGAGGAAGAGGAAGGGGUUUGAGGACAACAUAAGAAAAAAUCGCACUGUCAUCAGUAACUGGAUCAAAUACGCACAAUGGGAGGAAAGCCUGAAGGAGAUCCAGAGGGCGCGUUCCAUUUACGAGCGAGCGCUGGACGUCGACCACCGCAACAUCACUCUGUGGCUGAAGUACGCCGAGAUGGAGAUGAAGAGUCGGCAGGUGAACCACGCCCGCAACAUCUGGGACAGAGCCAUCACCAUCCUGCCACGAGUCAACCAGUUCUGGUACAAGUACACGUACAUGGAGGAGAUGCUGGAGAACGUGGCAGGCUGCCGGCAGGUGUUUGAGCGCUGGAUGGAGUGGGAGCCUGAUGAGCAGGCCUGGCACUCGUACAUCAACUUUGAGCUGCGCUACAAGGAGGUGGACAAGGCUCGCACCACCUACGAGCGAUUCGUCAUCGUUCACCCCGAAGUGAAGAACUGGAUCAAGUACGCUCGUUUUGAAGAGAAGCACGGUUACAUCGCCCACAGCAGGAAGGUGUUCGAGAGAGCGGUGGAGUUCUUUGGAGAGGAAUAUGUGGACGAAAAUCUCUUUGUGGCCUUUGCCAGGUUUGAGGAGACACAGAAAGAGAUGGAACGUGUUCGGGUGAUCUAUAAAUAUGCCUUGGACAGAAUCCCUAAACACCAGGCGCAGGAGCUCUUCAAAAACUACACGAUGUUCGAGAAGAAGUUUGGAGACCGUCGGGGAAUCGAGGACGUCAUCGUCAGCAAACGAAGAUUCCAGUACGAGGAGGAAGUCAAGGCAAAUCCACAUAACUACGACGCCUGGUUCGACUACCUGCGCCUGGUGGAGAGCGACGCUGACCCGGACACGGUGAGGGAGGUUUAUGAGCGAGCCAUUGCCAACAUCCCCCCCAUCCAGGAGAAGAGACACUGGAGGCGCUACAUUUACCUGUGGAUCAAUUACGGCCUGUACGAAGAGCUGGAGGUCAAGGAUCCUGAGAGGACGAGGCAGGUGUACCAGGCCUGUCUGGAUCUCAUCCCUCAUAAAAAGUUCACAUUUGCCAAGAUGUGGCUGCUCUACGCUCAGUUUGAGAUCCGACAGAAGAACCUGCAGGGAGCAAGAAAAGCUCUGGGCUCAGCGAUCGGUAAAUGUCCGAAGAACAAGCUGCUGAAGGGCUACAUCGAGCUGGAGCUGCAGCUGCGUGAGUUCGACCGCUGCAGGAAGCUGUACGAGAAGUACCUGGAGUUCAGCCCAGAGAACUGCACCACCUGGAUCAAGUUCGCUGAGCUGGAGAUCAUCCUGGGAGACACAGACAGAGCCCGCGCCAUCUUCGAGCUCGCCAUCGGACAACCGAGACUCGAUAUGCCAGAGGUGCUGUGGAAGUCUUACAUUGACUUUGAGAUCGAGCAGGAGGAGUUUGGAAACACGAGACAUCUUUAUAAACGGCUGCUGCAGCGCACACAGCACGUCAAGGUUUGGAUCAGCUACGCUAAGUUCGAGCUGUCGAUCGACGGCCCCGACCGGCUGCAGAGGUGCCGGCAAAUCUUCGAGGAGGCCAACAAGGGAAUGAGGAGCUGUGAGGAAAAGGAGGAGCGGCUGAUGCUGCUCGAGUCGUGGAAGGACUUCGAGAAGGACUUUGGCUCCGACGUCACCGUGGAGAGAGUCAGAAAGCUGCUGCCGGAGAAGGUGAAGAAGAGGAGGAAGCUGACGGCCGAGGACGGGUCGGAUGCAGGUUGGGAGGAGUACUACGACUACAUCUUCCCAGAGGACGCCGCCAACCAACCCAACCUCAAGCUGCUCGCCAUGGCCAAGAUGUGGAAGAGGCAGCAGGUGGACGUCGAGGGGGAGAGUGUUCCAGAAAAAGAUCCGCCGGCUGAAGAGCAAAUGGCUGAGGACACGUCGCCUCCAGCGUCUUCCCCUGAGCAGCCUGAAGCUCCUCCUGAGAAUCAGCCAGAGAACGACUCUGACAGAAACACUGUGAUUGAAACCGAGCAGGAGAAAACCAAUGAUGAAGACGACGCCAGCAGCAGCAGCAGCAGCAGCAGCAGCAGCAGUAGUGAAAGUGAGGAGGAGGAGGAGGGCGAUGGAAAGAAGAAGGAAACGGAGAGCAAGAGCAGUGAAGAAGAUAAAGAUUAGACUCUCCACGCAGGGACGACCUGGAUCAUUUUUCUACUGUUCUUUUUUCUGUCUUUAUUGUUAGACCAUGUUUUCUUUGCAUCUGAGUCAUUACACACAUCAAUUCAAA
Platichthys flesus (European flounder) is the source of this 2553-nucleotide messenger RNA. It is a transcript of the gene crnkl1, whose product is annotated as crooked neck pre-mRNA splicing factor 1. Lineage: Eukaryota; Metazoa; Chordata; Actinopteri; Pleuronectiformes; Pleuronectidae. The record is from RefSeq and is a predicted model, not a curated record. Gene Ontology annotation, molecular function: protein binding. The transcript is spliced from 14 exons. Bases 138 to 2444 code for a protein of 768 amino acids. Gene Ontology annotation, biological process: spliceosomal complex assembly; mRNA splicing, via spliceosome. Gene Ontology annotation, cellular component: precatalytic spliceosome; post-mRNA release spliceosomal complex; Prp19 complex.